This is a messenger RNA of Triticum dicoccoides, 1144 nucleotides long. RefSeq names its product probable enoyl-CoA hydratase 1, peroxisomal. Gene Ontology annotation, cellular component: peroxisome. The record is from RefSeq and is a predicted model, not a curated record. Bases 126 to 860 code for a protein of 244 amino acids. NCBI's taxonomy places the organism in Eukaryota, Viridiplantae, Streptophyta, Magnoliopsida, Poales, Poaceae. The transcript has 3 exons.
GCAGCACUUCGCAAUUUAGAGUAUAGUUCUCAAAAGUCAAAAGGUUGCUUGCACAAGCACAUGGUCCCAAGCUGCGAUCGAUCAACCAACUCCAGACGCUAGCCCGAUUUCAUCCGCCCAGCUUGAUGGGCGCCACUUCGCCGGACUCCGGCGACCUCAUCCUGGUCGAGCCGGCGAGCCCGGGGUCCAAGGUCGCCGUGGUGACCAUCAACCGCCCCGAUGCGCUGAACGCGCUGACGCGCUCGAUGAUGAUCUCCCUGGCCUCGGCGUUCCGGCGGCUGGACGCCGACGACGGCGUGGCCGCGGUGGUGCUCGCGGGCCGCGGCCGCUCCUUCUGCGCAGGGGUGGACCUCACGGCGGCGGAGGAGGUCUUCAAGGGCGACGUCAACGACCCCGCCGCUAACCCCGUCGCCCAGAUGGAGCUCUGCCGGAAGCCCAUCGUCGGCGCCGUCGCCGGGUUCGCCGUCACCGCGGGCUUCGAGAUCGCCCUCGCCUGCGAUCUCCUUGUCGCUGGCCGCUCCGCCAAAUUCCUCGACACCCACGCCAAGUUUGGGAUAUUUCCUUCUUGGGGUCUUUCACAGAAGCUCUCUCGUCUCAUUGGGCCAAACAGAGCACGAGAAGUGUCACUAGCUUGCAUGCCUGUCACUGCUGAAAUGGCUGAGAAGUGGGGGCUUGCUAACCACAUUGUGGAUGAUAGUCAGGUGCUGAGUAAGGCCAUAGAGGUCGCGGAGGCCAUUGCGAGGAAUAACCGCAACUUGGUGGUGCUAUACAAGUCAGUUAUAAAUGAUGGGCUUCAGCUGGACAUGAAACAUGCCCGAGCUCUUGAAAGGAAAGAGCUGUCAACUAUUACAAUGGCAUGACAAAGGAGCAAUUCGCAAAUAUGCAGAAGUUUAUACAAGGCCGGAGUUCUAGAGCACCAUCGAAGUUGUAGAUGCGGUGCUCUGUGUGUAUGUGCCUUUUUAUUAUAUGGCUCCUUUUAUUAUAAAGCUUGUGGAAAUGUUAAAUUGUUACUCCUAUUACUGGAAGACCCACGUUGUUUUACUUUGAAGUUUCUCCGGUCAUCGCAUUCCCCCUUUUUAGCUGCAGUAAUGUUAUCUGACGAACGUCAGCUGAGAAGUGGAUGGCAGGUGAACACUUUUUUCUG